Molecule: messenger RNA, 1700 nt
Organism: Pseudogymnoascus verrucosus
Lineage: Eukaryota; Fungi; Ascomycota; Leotiomycetes; Thelebolales; Thelebolaceae
Exons: 2
Coding region: 130-1317 (395 amino acids)
Biological process (GO): protein stabilization
Molecular function (GO): protein-folding chaperone binding
Source: RefSeq, a predicted model, not a curated record
CUCCAACAAUACAACUCUGAACAUCUGAUGGGCAAAUAUUCUCUCAGCUUGCACUUCCACCGAACUAUCUUUCGAUAUUGACAAUACAAUAUUUCCUUUGGGAUAGCUUCGCUAACCAAGACCACGGCCAUGUCGACUCAAGCUGAUCUGGGUGCCAAGGCCCUUGCAGCCAAAGACUACGCCUCCGCCAUCACCCAUUACACCAACGCUCUUAAAACCGCGAACUCACCCCUAUGGUUCACGAACCGCUCGACUGCAUACCACCGUGCCGGGCAAUACGACCUCGCCCUCCAAGAUGCCGAAGCUGGAGUUUUGGCUGCUCGCCAAAGAGCUCGACGUGAGCUGAUCACCGCCGCCCAGAUGAGGAGAGCUAUCGCACUAUACAGUCUGGGGCGACUUGGAGAUUCGCGGCUCGUGCUGACGUGGGUGAGGAAGCUGAAUGAGAAGGAGAAGAGCCUGGGAGUUUGGCAGUUGAAGGUUGCCAAUGAAUAUGAGAAGCUGCCUGAAGACUCAGAAGGGAGGAAGGUUACAGUUACGGAGGUGCCUGAUGAAGCUAAGUUGCCCGAAGUGGGCAAGACAGUGGUAGCGGAGGAGAAAGGCAAGGCCGUGACUCAGGUUCCUCAGACAUCAACCACUCCAGCACAGACCCCAAAGGAGAAGAUCAGGCAUGAGUGGUACCAAUCAAGCAAUAAAGUUACGAUCACGAUCUUUGCAAAGGGUAUUCCAAAGGAGAAGGCCGAAGUUACUAUUGCCGAAGAUUCUGUCGAAGUCAACUUCCCGAUCGGCGCAAAUAGUAGCUAUAAUUACUCCCUUGACAAUCUUUAUGAACGAAUCAGCCCCUCAGAGAGCACAUUUUCCAUAACUCCCAAUAAACUCGAAAUCACACUCCACAAAACCAGCGGCACGAAGUGGCCAGCUCUAGAGAGUGCAACGCGAGUCCCCGCUCUUGCCACCACAGACGACAUCAAGGACUCCACUCCUCAAACCCCCGCCAGUACGGCCGAAAAGGCCCCCUCAUACCCCACCUCAUCAAAGCACGGCCCUAAGAACUGGGAUGCCCUCGCUAUUAGUGCACUGGCCGCCGAGUCCACUGGUGAUAAUAAGCUCGGUGGAGACGAUGAUGAUGAGGCGGACCCAUUGCAUGGGUUCUUCAAGAAGCUGUAUAAGGAUGCGGACCCGGAUACGAAGAGGGCGAUGAUGAAGAGCUAUACUGAGAGCAACGGAACGGCACUGAGCACGAAUUGGGCAGAUGUGAAGAAAAAGCCGGUGGAGACGAAUCCGCCAGAAGGGGUGGAGGCUAAAAGCUGGGGAAAAUAGUGGACACGCUCAUGAGCAGUGGCAUGUGGGUAUGGUGGACUGAUCCUAUUAUAUCGUGGAAAAGGUGGGCGAAACGUGGAUCUGACCGUCUGAUCAUCAAAGAACUACAGAGGGAAACGAAAUAGAGUAUCCCGGGCGUUCUAUACGUUCAAUAGCACGCAAUUAGUAAAACGGGAAGGAAUAAUACUACUUGAACAAGCCUCAUUGCAGUGCCAUUUCACAGUUGUUAUAACAAAGAGUUAUGAUAGCUUCAAUCAUAACGCCUUCUAUUACAGUACAUAUGCAAAUAUGCUACAUCCCCAACUUUACUAUGCGUAACAAAGGCCCUGAGCACUCCCCAAAGUAGCAGGCUCGAAAAAGGGCAACCUCCCAAAAUAUCAAAC